AUGCCAUUCCACGCUCUCAGAACAAUCCCUACCCUCUCUAAGGCUGUUAGCAGUAGAGCCACACCAAACUUUAUUCUCAUGAAACACUUAACUAAACAACCAUUGAAUGCUAAAUUACAACAAGAUUUUGUUAAUACUAUUAUUCAAGAACAAGUUGAUGUUAAAGAUAAACUUCCAUCAUCAUCGGUUUUCCAUUUACCUUUGAAGGGAACUGAAGAAUUGCCAUUCCACAUCUCACGCUCUCAAUUUGGUUCUCUCCCUAUUUAUUUGGAUUAUAAGAACGGAAGAACAAAAACAUUGACUGUCAUUCGUAAAGUUAAAGGAGAUGUUGCCAAAUUACAAGAAGAUAUUGCUAAAAUUACUGGUGAAGAAGUAGUCUUGAGAGCCGGUAACAUUUUGGAAGUCAAGGGUAACCACUCUAGAAUUUUGAGAUUAUACCUUCGUGCUGCUGGUUUUUAA
Molecule: messenger RNA, 459 nt
Organism: Naegleria gruberi
Lineage: Eukaryota; Heterolobosea; Eutetramitea; Acrasida; Naegleriidae
Exons: 2
Coding region: 1-459 (152 amino acids)
Biological process (GO): translation
Cellular component (GO): mitochondrial large ribosomal subunit; ribosome
Molecular function (GO): structural constituent of ribosome
Source: RefSeq, a predicted model, not a curated record